Boleophthalmus pectinirostris (great blue-spotted mudskipper) is the source of this 6263-nucleotide messenger RNA. RefSeq names its product inositol polyphosphate phosphatase-like 1b (gene inppl1b). The transcript has 33 exons. Gene Ontology annotation, molecular function: protein binding; phosphatase activity. Bases 1838 to 5470 code for a protein of 1210 amino acids. Gene Ontology annotation, biological process: phosphatidylinositol dephosphorylation. The record is from RefSeq and is a predicted model, not a curated record. NCBI's taxonomy places the organism in Eukaryota, Metazoa, Chordata, Actinopteri, Gobiiformes, Gobiidae.
CAUAAAUAAAACAGACCACAAUCCCAGAGCUUGUAAGAAAACGUCCAAAAACAGACAUCUGUCUGAUCUUACAGUGAAUGGUCUGAACCCAGCGGCCGACGUGGCUACAGCCGCGGAGCUGCCGCAGAAGCUAACAGCGACCGAGCCCGGGCCAGUGGCUCAACGCGAUGUCCCGCUGUAUUUAGACUCAUGCACACAGCUCUUGUGAAUGAGCAAUUGGAGUGUAAGGAGAUCAGUUUCAUUGAAAUUUAAAAUACUAUCGAAGGUAAAUCAUUGUAAGCACUCUAGGUCUAGUGUUAAGCAGUCACCAGCUAAUUUCCAUGCUAAUGCUAAUGAGAGGAAGACGCACAAUUGAACCACACUCCUUACAACAGCAGCUCUAAACGGGAGUUUUAUGAAUCGUAAGGAUUUUAAAUAAAUUAACACAUUUCUAUGAAACAUUCUUGUACAAGGUAAUAAUAAAUGGAAGAGGAGGCCAUUGCCCAGCAAGUUGACUUGACUCUUUGUCUCGUUGGAUUCCAGUAUGAUAUCAGCUCUGUAAUGAAAGAAAGAAAGUUCUUUACCUUGCCAGCGUCAUUUGGUCCAGGCUGUAAGGAAACUGAGCAUGGAAGGGACUCUUGCAUUGGAGUUUGGGUAGCAGAUCCCCCUGUUGGAGGAUACAUUUGAAUACGCUGGAUCCAAAUGUCUCUCCUGAAGGACAGCCCAAUCACAUCCAGGUCGUCACUUCCAUAUCGGAAGGCACACGCCAGUGCUGAGGGAUCUACUUUGACAACCCCAUCUAGAAAUGAGAUAUAGAAUUAGUCCACUAGUAUGAGAUUGUAGAGAUGAGUGGAGUGCCACUUACCAACAACAUCCACUGAAUCAAUGUGAUCCACAAAGUCUCUCUUCCCCAAGUACAGAGCAAUCUGAGUGAAACCACAGGAAAAUGUUAUUGCUUGCCAAAGUUACAAGAGUUUUAAGCUAUUUCUGGGAGCUGGAAGAGCAACAUACAAAUCUUACUCCUCCCUGUGCUCUUGGAGUACCCUAUAAUGACUACAUUACAGAGACCACUUACUUGUCCAUUGCCACUGGUCUUCUUGAAAACCCUGAAGGAGAGAAGGAUCAAAAGAGACUCUAUGUGCAGGACUGCUGGACACUAUGGCGCGUUUUGACAAGACACCACUAUAGAACAUCAGAUCUCUUCCACUGUAAGUCAAGCCACUGGAUCUGAGUAACCCACAUCCCGCCAGACACUCUGUUUAAGAAAUCUAUAGGCUGGGACAACUGUAGUCAUCAGAAGAACCUUUCAUGGGUGUUGCUUUUUCCUUAUAAGGCAACAGAGCUGGGAAAUCAUUUGAAUUGGUCUGGUUUCUGGUGCAUGCCUGUCUGGUUUUAGUCCUGACUGUGGUCCAUCUGAGGCUGAGAGGAGGGCUUGUGCCGUCACUGCUACAGGGUUCCUGUCUUACCUUCAGGACUCAGUUAUGAUGGUGUGGGUUUGGAGCAACACACUUACCAGACAACAGAGGCUCACAGGGAAAAACUGAUAUUAUCACAAAUUCAGAGUGGACCUCCCUCAACAGCAACUGGACAAAUGAAUGGACCUAAACUGAGCCUUUCUUUUUAAUUAAAUAUGCAUGACUUGGAAGGAACUAAUAGAGACUGAGCAAGUCCUGCUGUGAACUGCGUGGAUCAGUACUAAAGGAUCAUGAAAGAAACAUUGCUCAUUUGCUCAAUUUGCAUCAUGAAUGACAGAAGAAUGAUUGAGUUUGACAGUAAACAUAACAUCAUGUGUUAUGUAGAGCUCUCCGCCUCUUUUGGGGUACUUUUAUAGCCCUAACACCAGUCUGCACACAACACCAUGGCGACAGUGGCGUGGUAUCACAGGGACAUCAGUCGUGUGCAUGCGGAGGAUUUACUGGCACGAGCCGGAAGGGAUGGCAGCUACCUCGUGAGAGACAGUGAGUCUGUGCCUGGGGCCUACGCACUGUGCCUCCUGUUCCAGCGACACGUGCACACAUAUCGCAUUCUUCCAGACGCCGAUGGCCUCCUGGCAGUGCAGACAACACAGGGAGUACAGGUGAACUGCUUUCGUACUUUGGAGGAUCUUGUGAUGGGGUAUCAGUAUCCGCACAAAGGCUUGGUUUCCCCACUUUUGUACCCUGUUUUACGGGAUGCCGACUCUGGAGAUGAGAGUUCUGAUGAUGAGAGACCUCCACCUCCAGUGGCACUGCCAGCCACUACAGUAUCUGUAUCUCCACAAGUAAAUCCAGGUCCUUCAGCAUUAUUCCUGGAAAAAUUACUGGAGCUCAGCACAUCCAGCACAGGAAGUGAGAUCAUCUCUCUGCUUCAUAACUACCUCUACAGUGAGCUGUCCCUUGACAUUGAGAAUGUACACAAAGGGUCCACAAAUCUUUUUCACCUCCGACGUACUCUGGGAAGUGCAUGCCAGGGCCUAAACAACGAGAUUGACCUUACUCUCUCAAGUUUGGAAACCCUAGUCAAAGUCUUUGACAAUACCAACUGUUCUUUGACACACAAGGCUCAGGGUCCAGACAUGGAUAUAGACACUUUGUUGUGCAAGAUUUCAUCCUUAGUGAGCCUUCUUUCAUCGUUAGAGAAAAAGGUGUUACAAGCUCUACAAGAGGCAGUGGCUAAUCAUAAUUUAGCAGUGCAGCCAGACCCACCACCAGAAGCUACAACCAUCAAUAUGACAUGCACUGCACCUGUCAAGACUCCUAGGCAAAUGACUAUCCACUCCUUCCAGGUGAAGAUGGUACGCUAUGGUAGACAGAUUAUCUCUGUUGAUGUGGAUUCUGGUGUGAUCCUGUUUGACAGAAAAGCUGACUCAUUUAGUGUUGAAAAGGUUUCCCAUGAUAGAAUUCUUCAGAUUGUCAAAUUUCCAAGCAGUUCAGCUAAGGUUCAGAUGGUGGUUGACAAACUUCACAAUACGCCACGAGAGAUGAUUUUUGAAAGUGCUAGGAAACGUGAUGCUUUCUGCCAACUCCUGCAGCUGAUGAAGAUACGGCACUCUGGGAUGAUUGAACCAGACCUGAUCUCUGUGUUUAUUGGCACAUGGAAUAUGGGUGGUUCCCCACCUCCAGGAACCCUGCAGUCAUGGGUAACUUGUUGCGGUUUGGGUCACACUCCAGAUGAGUCUAUUGGACUUCUCCCUCAUGACAUAUAUGCUGUGGGCACUCAAGAAAAUCCACAGGGGGAAAGAGAGUGGACUGAGAAUGUGAAAGCAACUCUUCGCAGCUACACUCACAUUGACUUUAAACUGGUGGCAGUGCAGUCCCUCUGGAAUAUGAGACUGGCAGUGUUGGUGAAACCCGAACAUGAGGGGCGCAUCAGCCGUGUGGGCACAGCCAGCGUCAAAACCGGAUUAGGCAACACUUUGGGAAAUAAAGGAGCUGUUGGUGUCUCUUUCUAUUUUAACGGGACAUCAUUUGGGUUUGUUAACUGCCACAUGACCUCUGGAAGUGAUAAAGUCCUCAGGAGAAACCAGAAUUUUAUGGACAUCCUGAGACUGCUUUCCCUUGGUGACAAGAUUGGCCCAUUUGACAUCAGUCUUCGCUUCACUCACCUGUUCUGGUGUGGGGACCUCAACUACCGACUGGACCUGGAUGUGCAGGAUAUUUUAAAACAUGUUUCCAAGAGAGAAUUUGAUGAGCUCAUGUGUGCCGACCAGCUGACCAGAGAAAGACACAAGAGAAAGUGUUUUCUCAAUUUUAAGGAAGAGAAGAUCAUAUUUCCACCGACAUAUCGAUAUGAAAGAGGCUCCAGAAACUGCUAUUUGUGGCAAAAAUACAAAACCUCUGGGGUGCGAGUAAAUGUGCCCUCGUGGUGUGACAGGAUUUUGUGGAAAUCCUAUCCAGAAACAUACAUCAAUUGCACUGCAUAUGGUUGCACUGAUGACAUCUUUACAAGUGAUCACUCUCCUGUUUUUGCCACUUUCCAAGUUGGAGUGACACCUCAUUUUGUCUCCAGAACAGAAAGAAAAACAAGUGUGGAGAAAGCAUGGAUUGAACUUGAAGUUGUUGAAGUCAUUGUAAAAACAUCAAGCAAAUCCAAAUUUUUUAUUGAAUGUUAUUCACCCUGUCUUGAAGAAACACGCCGCUCUUGUGAAAAUGAUUCUCAGAGCUGUGACGUUCCUGGGUUUCUGAAGCUUGGCUGGUCUUUUAAACAGUUGCCAAAGCUCUUUCCCAUUUUCUCUGAUCUGGAGUAUCUUCAAGAUCAACACUUGCUGCUGUCUGUGAAGUCAUGUGAUGGCUUUGAAUCAUAUGGUGAAUGUUGUGUAGCCCUGCGCUCUGUCAUAGGAGCCUCAGAGCAGUUUGAGACAUUUUUGAGCCACCGUGGGGAUGAGAUAGGCUCCAUACGAGGACGGGUCAGAGUUCAUGUGCCUAAAGACAGAAGGGGAACCAGGACUAAAAUCUAUGAAUUCUGUUUUGAUAAAGAUGACAAACCCUCAGUUAGGGGACACCUUUUACCUGCACAAACCCGAUUCCCAAUAAACAGGUCCUCGGCAUCUCCCUAUUUGUUGUCUCCAAGCAGCUACACCAAUCCCGCCUACUUCAUCUUUGAAGGAGUGUCAGUGGUACCCAAAAAGCAGUCUGCACCUCAGCGCAGAGAGGCUCCUGUGAUCUGGUCUGGAAAUGAGGCUCUUCAGCUCCCCAAAGUCUCAGGACGUGCAGACUUUGACCGUAGGCCUAGCCGCAGAGCGGACUUUACAGAGAUUGAAAUUCCAGCCUUGUUGCCACAAUAUGCGCAGGCAGAUGACCUUCACACACCUCGAACAAUCUCUUCUUAUCAGCUUUUCCCAGCCAAAAAAUCCCCCUCUAUUUCCCCACCCUCAAGUAUUUCAAAAUACCAGGAGCAGAAUGCACCGUCCAAAGAAAAAUGCAUUCAGAAUGCUGCCCAGGACUCUAUUCUGCCAGACAAAAACCUUAAAAACCUUUAUAUGAACCAUUUGAUGAUUAUUAAAGACCAAGUUGUGAACCGACCAGAAAGAACUAGUCCCAUCCCUUCAGUCAAGCCUCCUGCAGCUUUCCCUCAUGUUCCAGCUAAAGUGUUACGUUCUCAAGCGUCUGUUCCGUGGCUGGUGGAGCACCAGGCCCCAGGUCCGACUGGAGACCAUUCUCUGACUGCUUUACAGAUUGCCAAGUCUCUCAGUGAGAUGGAUUUCUUUCCCAUAGAACAGAAAACUCCUUCAGUACAGCCAAAGCCAAAGUAUAGAAAUGGUCCUAAAAUGACAACAGACCGAGAAUAUGGCUGGGUUAAAGAGGUAUCUGACCUUCAAGGUGCGCCUGAAACUGUACAAGAACUUCUCUCUACAAUGGGUCUUCAGAAAUACCACCAUGGCCUUCGUCUUUGUGGCUGGGAUGACCUGGAUUACUUCUGUGGCAUCACAGAGGAAGAUCUCCGUGCUGCUGGAGUAACAAACCCUGCUCAUCGACGCAUGAUCCUUGAAAAUCUUCCCAAAAACUGGAACUGACAAACGAUGAGGACUUAAAUGUAAAAAUGAAACUGGAACAUCUAUUUGGACUUGUUAAACUUGAAAUACCAAUACUUAAGUUUAACUGUAUGUUGUGUAUACUAAAUCCAUAGAACUUCAAAACUGCUUAAUUCAGCCAUCAUCUAGACAACUCAUGUACAUACUGUAUACUUUAAUACUUGAUGUGAAUCUAACAUGUAAACGUUGUUUUUUCCCCUAAUAAGGUCUGUAUAUAUUUUUAAAAUACACUUUUCCAUCUUUACUCGUGGCUUUAAUGUUUCAACACAGGCUUUAACUGUGUACACUUCACUGUGCUAUAUUGAGCCUCUAUUCUUUAAAAGCCCCUGGUUUUUCCUGUGGACCAUAAAGUCUAUAGCUGUAAAUCUAUUGUAAUGAGCUGCUUUAGUUCAUUUUGUUUACCAUGCCAUUUAUGCCUUAAGUGCAUAAAGCAACUCUUGACCAUCACUAAGCAAUGCAAGUCAUUUUGUAUGGGAAUACAUUACUUGACCAAUGAGAAGGACCAUUUUGUAGUAGUCAUUUGUGACAUUGCAGUGUGUUUUCUUUUGCACACAUCUCUAUGAUAGGCAAUUGUUAAUUAAACUGUAUUUAAUGUUACUACUCUAUUCAGCUUGAUUUAUUAAGGUAAUUUCAACUUAUUUGUUAAGUUAUAAAACUAGACACAGUUUCAGUUUUCAUUUUCUGUUCUAGUCACUUAUUUGAAUGUUCAAACACUUCUCUCUGUUUGACCAAACUCUUGUGUCACUGACCACGAUGUCACAACUGUCAGUACUUA